Messenger RNA from Aedes albopictus (Asian tiger mosquito), 847 nucleotides. It is a transcript of the gene DENR, whose product is annotated as density-regulated protein homolog. The record is from RefSeq and is a predicted model, not a curated record. The transcript is spliced from 2 exons. Gene Ontology annotation, biological process: translation reinitiation; formation of translation preinitiation complex. Lineage: Eukaryota; Metazoa; Arthropoda; Insecta; Diptera; Culicidae. Gene Ontology annotation, molecular function: mRNA binding; translation initiation factor activity. The coding region runs from base 152 to 766 and encodes 204 amino acids.
GAAAUUUUGUGUUUGACAUUUCUCCGGUUGCUGCAUGCGAUGUUUCACGCACCGCACUUCGUGUUGCUUUUCACGAAAGAAUCAAGGAAAGUUAUCUCGGUUUGAUAUCGUGGAAUAAUUCUAGGAUUUUAGCAUUUUUUUACAGUAAAGAAUGGUCAGCGAAAUCCCCGAAAAGCUGCAAAUUGGCCCCAAGGUUGGCGCAAGCUAUCCGCUCUCGGUUCAGUACUGCGGCAACUGCUCGAUGCCCCUGGAAUACUGCGAAUACUAUCCGGAGUACGAGAAGUGCAAGCAAUGGCUGGAGAAGAACCUUCCGGUGGAGUUCGAACGGUUGAAAACUGGUGCGACGGCAACGGGAACGACAGCAGGAGCCACCGGAUCCGGCGAAGGAGGAGCAGCCGGUGGAACUGAACCAGAAGGAGCAGCGGCCGGAGAGGAAGACAAAAAGCGACAGAAACGGGGUGGCAAGGGCAUGAUGAAGACGAAAAAGGUCAAGGAUGACGGACCGAAGAAGAUUUGCGUAUCCCGGUCGGCCCGCGGCAAGAAGAAGUCCGUCACGGUGGUCACCGGAAUGGCCACGUUCGAUGUCGACCUCAAGGUGGCUGCGAAAUUCUUCGGAACCAAAUUCGCCUGCGGCUCGUCCGUAACCGGAGACGACGAGAUUGUGAUCCAGGGUGACGUCAAGGAUGACUUGUUCGAUGUGAUUCCAGAAAAGUGGCCGGAAAUCGACGAGGACUUUAUCGAAGAUCUGGGCGAUCAGAAGCGAUAGGUCAUCGGAAUAAAUGGAAAUGGCAGGGAUUCCUCUUUCUUCGCGUGUAACCAGUAAGUGUAAUAAACUCUUUUAAACAUU